AUGGCAUGUGAUACAAACCAGCAUUUCGGAAAGGCCGGUGGGACCGCUUCCCCUCUCUGGAGGUUUGCGACAGCUGCAGCGCUAAAAAGCGACCAUGUGCAACCUACCCCUCCUGACCCCUCCCACCUCUCCAGCUCUCCCCAGCUCCGAAUGUUGAGCUUCCCAUGCAACCCGGCCCAGAGCUCAAAGCUCGAGCUUUCACAAGUUUUCUGGUGCUCCGUCGGACUAUCACGGAUCAGGUUUAACUCGGUGGCGACAUUCCAGCUUAGCCAGAGUAGCGGCGCCGCCACUCCAGUUCCUUAUUCCCGUCCGAGUGGGGCCGGUGUUGAAACAGAAAAGAAAAAAAAGAGAACGCGACAACAAAAUAGAAAUUAA
Aspergillus oryzae RIB40 is the source of this 375-nucleotide messenger RNA. RefSeq lists its product as uncharacterized. The record is from RefSeq and is a predicted model, not a curated record. Bases 1 to 375 code for a protein of 124 amino acids. Lineage: Eukaryota; Fungi; Ascomycota; Eurotiomycetes; Eurotiales; Aspergillaceae. The transcript has 3 exons.